This is a messenger RNA of Meloidogyne enterolobii, 271 nucleotides long. Lineage: Eukaryota; Metazoa; Nematoda; Chromadorea; Rhabditida; Meloidogynidae. The record is from the annotation of a GenBank genome assembly.
UUGGUAGUAUUUCUAAGAAAAUUUAUGGGUCUUUUUACUGAUGAUUUUUUUCUUUUUUUUCUUCCAUUUUUUUCAUUUUUUCUUCCAUUUUUUCAUUUUUUUCAUUUUUUCUUAUCCACUUUCCUUUUUUCAUUCAAUUUUCUUCCAAAAAAUUUUCGUGUUCAAUAGGACAACAAUACAUACUUGCCUUCCUCCAAAAAGCCUUUGCCUUAUUAAAAAAAUUUAUUUCACUGGUCUAACAUUCAUGCAUAACAUAAAAGCACAAAAAUGA